This is a messenger RNA of Colletotrichum higginsianum IMI 349063, 270 nucleotides long. RefSeq lists its product as uncharacterized. The record is from RefSeq and is a predicted model, not a curated record. Bases 1 to 270 code for a protein of 89 amino acids. NCBI's taxonomy places the organism in Eukaryota, Fungi, Ascomycota, Sordariomycetes, Glomerellales, Glomerellaceae. The transcript is spliced from 2 exons.
AUGCAGGUGACUAAUCGACACCAGUACGAUGCGUACUUCGCCACGGACGACCUUCCAGCGUGGUACGACAAGCUUGACAAGAAAGACAAAAAGCUGGGCCUCCUUCUUGUAUUCAUCAGCACCGACGAUGCCUGCCGCGCCGGCUGGAAGGUGCACCCCUUCGACGACAAGCAGAAGGUUGGCGCCGAGGCUCUCCAGCUAGCUAGCCCCCGCCAGCGAGAUGACGACGACAGCAGCGACGAGGAAUUCGGGGUGCCUGCCGAGAAGUAG